Bipolaris maydis ATCC 48331 is the source of this 354-nucleotide messenger RNA. RefSeq lists its product as uncharacterized. NCBI's taxonomy places the organism in Eukaryota, Fungi, Ascomycota, Dothideomycetes, Pleosporales, Pleosporaceae. The record is from RefSeq and is a predicted model, not a curated record.
AUGCCAUCUUCCAAGCCCAUCACCCCCCGAAUGAAAGCAGCUCUUCGCGAGUGCUUUCUGUCAGCCACCUGCCUUCUUCCGCUCCGUUUGCGUUCGUCGUUCAUCUUGAUAGGAGGGGCCGCCAGCGUAUUCCAUGGUUCAAAACAUGAGACUCAAGACGUCGACGUGGCGGCCUCCUCCGAAGCCAUUUUACGCUUUUACGACGCAAUCGCGAGCGGCGCCACGCAAUUCAAAUGCGGAGAUCCGUCGCAAACGAUCGAAUUUCACUGUAGCCAAGGCUUCAUCGUCUGCCUUGAGCUCGUCCAACUCAAUGGCGGCUUCGUGGAUUCGAUCGCCGCGUAUGAACCCUUGUAG